UUUUUCAAACUUCAUGAAGUACCUUCCAAAAAUCAUUCUCGGGCCAUUUAACAGUGCAGUUCCCUGCAAGUAUCGAUGUAGUAUCUGGCUUGAAGACGUACUGAAGAUUACUCUUUACAACAGUAGAAAUGGACAGCAGCAGUUUCAUUCAGUUUGAUGUGCCCGAGUACAGCAAUACUGUUCUGAGCCAGUUAAAUGAACUCCGCUUGCAAGGAAAGCUGUGUGACAUAAUUGUGCAUAUUCAGGGUCAGCCAUUUCGAGCCCAUAAAGCUGUCUUAGCUGCCAGUUCUCCAUAUUUCCGUGACCAUUCAGCAUUAAGCACCAUGAGUGGCUUAUCAAUAUCAGUUAUUAAAAAUCCCAAUGUUUUUGAACAGUUGCUUUCUUUUUGUUACACUGGAAGGAUGUCCUUACAGCUGAAGGAUGUUGUUAGUUUUCUAACUGCAGCUAGCUUUCUACAGAUGCAGUGCGUCAUUGAUAAAUGCACACAGAUACUGGAGAGUAUUCAUUCAAAGAUCAGUGUUGGUGAUGUUGACUCUGUCACUGUUGGUGCUGAAGAAAAUUCAGAAAAUCGCAAUGGAGUUAAAGACAGCAGCUACUUUGCCAAUCCUAUUGAGAUAUCUCCCCCCUAUUGCUCUCAGGUGCGACAGUCAACAGCAGGCAGCGAUCUUAGGAUGGAAACUACUCCAGGCAAAACUCUACGUAGUCGUCUGCAAGAAGAAGGGCAUUCAGAUCGAGGAAGCAGUGGGAGUAUCUCUGAAUAUGAGAUUCAGAUUGAAGGUGAUCAUGAGCAAGGAGACCUGAUAGUAAGGGAAAGUCAGAUUGCAGAGGUGAAAGUUAAAAUGGAAAAGUCUGACAGGCCAAGCUGCUCUGAUAGCUCUUCCCUUGGUGAUGAUGGAUAUCAUACUGAAAUGGUGGAUGGAGAGCAAGUGGUGGCAGUAAAUGUUGGUUCCUAUGGGUCUGUCUUACAACAUGUUUAUUCAUUUACCCAUGCGUCAUCACAGGCUACAGGUGUGUCUGAAGCCUUUGGAAGCCUGAGCAAUACGAGUCCUUCAAGGUCAAUGUUGAGCUGUUUCAGAGGGGGUCGCGCACGCCAAAAACGGGUAUCCACUGGUCACUUGCAUAGUGAUGUUCAGGGCUUGGUGCAAGGGGCUGACAGUGAAUCCAUGGUGAGUAACCCAGGAUAUGAAAAUAGUCCACGGGAAAGAAAUACAAGAGGUCAUUGGUAUCCAUACAAUGAGAGGCUAAUUUGUAUUUACUGUGGAAAGUCUUUCAACCAGAAAGGAAGCCUUGAUCGACACAUGCGUUUGCACAUGGGAAUAACUCCUUUCGUGUGCAAGUUUUGUGGGAAGAAAUAUACCCGCAAGGACCAACUUGAGUAUCAUAUUCGUGGUCACACAGAUGACAAGCCCUUUCGCUGUGAGAUCUGUGGAAAAUGUUUUCCUUUCCAGGGUACGCUAAACCAGCAUUUGCGAAAAAAUCACCCUGGGAUAACAGAAGUAAGAAACAGGGUAGAGUCUCCAGACAGAACAGAAGCGUUUGUGGAACAGAAAGCAGAUAAUGAUGCUUCGGCUUCUGAAGUUAUGGAUUCUAGUAUGGAAAUUCAUGCAAUGUCUAACACAUCUGAUUAAAAUAUUACAUUCUAAGUGCAACACAAACAAGCACAUUACUAAUGUAUUUUUAAAUUCUUUUAUUCUUUUAGUAAUCUUCAGUACAAGUAUAACAGCCUUUUAAUUUUCCUGACCUUCUGGAAAUCAGUUUGAAAUGGUUUCUGGAGAAGACU
Messenger RNA from Gavia stellata (red-throated loon), 1780 nucleotides. It is a transcript of the gene ZBTB34, whose product is annotated as zinc finger and BTB domain containing 34. The transcript has 2 exons. The record is from RefSeq and is a predicted model, not a curated record. The coding region runs from base 129 to 1628 and encodes 499 amino acids. Gene Ontology annotation, biological process: regulation of transcription by RNA polymerase II. Gene Ontology annotation, molecular function: DNA-binding transcription factor activity, RNA polymerase II-specific; protein binding; RNA polymerase II cis-regulatory region sequence-specific DNA binding. NCBI's taxonomy places the organism in Eukaryota, Metazoa, Chordata, Aves, Gaviiformes, Gaviidae.